Messenger RNA from Cotesia congregata, 2217 nucleotides. Lineage: Eukaryota; Metazoa; Arthropoda; Insecta; Hymenoptera; Braconidae. The record is from the annotation of a GenBank genome assembly.
AUGACAGUAUUAGAGGCAGAAGAAGAUUCGGAUGAACGAUCCGUUCCCCCUAGGAAAAAAUUUUGCUUGUCACUUUCACGACGCGAUCAUACCAUUAACAAGACAAUUACACAGCCCCCUCAUUCUUCUACACGAGGGGGCUUCUACGAAGAUCAAGAUCUUCCUUACAGUACAGACAAAAUGUUGAAUGGAUAUCGAAGUCAAUUAGGGAAUCAUCAAGAUUUAUCAUAUGACAUCAUUGGAGGAGGUUCUGAUGGAUUGAGAAUAGCAACACUUUGUAAUCUUGGGAAUACAUGCUUUUUGAAUAGCAUCAGCGAGCUGAAUAAACCACGAAUCCAAGUAGCUACUGAAAAGCUUCAUGAAUUGUUCGUGGCUUUAAGGUUAAGUGAAACUAGAGAUAACUGUGAACCUUUUCAACCUGACGCUUUUCUUCAAGCUUUAAGGGAUGUUAAUCCAAUAUUUGAAGGUAAUCAGCAACAAGACGCUCACGAACUGUUAGUUUGUUUGCUUGACAAUAUCCGUGAGACAUUUCAAUUGUUAGUAAGGCAUAGAGAGAGUCAGUUUGGCCAAAGUAAUGGUGGGAUGAUUGACUUUGCAACAGAUCGUUUUGUUGAUAUGCCGUUUGAAGGAACUGGCUCUGGGAAACGCAGUAUGCGUAAGAAAAAAACUAAUAAACAUAAAACAACUCGUGGAAGCGCCACUUCUUUGACACAAACAAGUGUAAAUGGAUCGGCUAUUCCUACAAGACUCGAAAAUGGUCAUGCUGAUUUUAUGGGGAACAAUGGUGACCUGUUGUCUCAUAGGCCUGAAAGCAAAAAGUGUUUUAUUUCGGAAGAUUUUGAAGGUGUUAGUCUCCUGCGAACUACUUGUCUCGAAUGUGAGCAUGUUACAGAGCGAAAAGAAACGUUUUGUGACAUUUGUGUGCCCAUUGAAACUGGUAGAUCCAAUGAGAAAGAUGAAAAUGGGAAAUCGAUAGACGGCAGCGAAGUAUACAGGCAUUCUGUUGUCACUAGUGAGCUUCUAUGUGGUAGAGACAAAUACUGGUGCGCCAGCUGCUUGAGAUAUAACGAAGCACGACGUGCGGUCAGUUUUCCAUCUCUACCAAGGCUUUUAGUUCUUCAACUCAAGAGAUUUUCCACAGCGGCUGGCUCGAUGGAAAAAAUCAACAAUUAUAUGCCAACCCCUCUGACUCUGGAAUGUUUCUGUGAAGAAUGUAACAGCGAUUCAACCCAGGAAAGUUCAUCUAGCCGCAGUCAGUCAUCCGAAUCUCGGCACGUGUACAAACUCUACUCCGUGAUAAUGCAUCAAGGAGCAACAUCAACGGCUGGGCACUACAUUGCCUACACAAAAGUACCGGAGGAGUCGAUGUUUACAGAAUACUUUCGGUGUGAUCGAGAUGCUCGUCGUCAGAAUGUCACACAGAGCAGCAGCAGCAGUAACUCAACCACUUCGGCAUCAUCGAGUAUCCUCAAGUGUUUCCGUAGUAAAUCAAACAUGAGUGAGAACAAGGAACACUUGAUUAAAAUGGGUUGUAGGAGUAUGGAGUGCUGUGGGAUACGUCGUGUCAAAAAUAAUGCUAACACAUGGCUCGAGUGCGAUGAUGAGUUAGUUAGAGCCAUACGUGAACGCGAAUUACUUGAUAAACUAGCUCCCAAUCCUCGUAAUUCUGCGACACCGUAUCUAUUGUUUUACCAGGUAACAGUGGAUUUCAUGAGCAUGGUAUUCUCCGCCGCUACUUAUUUAGCGUUAGCUGGAGCGGCUUGGAUUUUUUUACGCCUUUUCCAGGCAUGCUUUUGGCUUCCGCGUCACCUCAAGCGGCAAAAUAAUUUGCAAGACAUGUUACAAGAAAAGGUGAGUAGUUACGAGAAGUAUAUACUUGAGUGCGAAGAAAAAGAAAAAGCAGCCGCCGAAGCGGGAGAAGCUGGCAACAGCGACUUGAUCGCUCUGGAUGACAAGGGCUCGCUCGAAGAAUGCGAGAGAAAACCUAUCCCGAUAGAUGAGAAGAAAUGGAAGGAGCGCCGAGAAUGCUUAGAGAUGCUGAAGAAAGAGUUGAAAAGAGUUAGUGAUGGUGGCGAUCCCUAUGACUGGGAACAUCUUCUUGAGGAAGAAGACGAGGAAGAGGAAGAAAAGAAGAAAGAAGAAGGAAAGUCCGAUGAAGAAAGCGAAAAGAAUGAUGACCUUCCGGAAAAAGAUCUAGAGGAGAAGAAAGAACAGUGA